Callorhinus ursinus (northern fur seal) is the source of this 2820-nucleotide messenger RNA. It is a transcript of the gene ANO10, whose product is annotated as anoctamin 10. Gene Ontology annotation, biological process: chloride transmembrane transport. The record is from RefSeq and is a predicted model, not a curated record. Gene Ontology annotation, molecular function: chloride channel activity. Lineage: Eukaryota; Metazoa; Chordata; Mammalia; Carnivora; Otariidae. Gene Ontology annotation, cellular component: plasma membrane.
CUCUCAGAGUGACAGCCCACAAGGCACGCCUGUCCCGUGCGCCGCCGCGUUCCCACUCCCGGCCUAAGCCCAGCUAGGCCCAUCUCAGUUUUCUGCGAAGCCGUUCCGGUCCGCACCGUGAGGACUCCCCACUACGCCCCGCCCCGCUCAGUGCGACGCAGUGCUGGGCCCCGCCUCUCCCUGCGUGGUCCGGCCCUGCCUGAGCGCUCUGGCUUCUGGGCCCCGCCGGGCCUGCCACACCCAGCGCCCGGCGCGCCCGCCCCGCAGGCCCCGACCCUACCCCGCCUCUGGACCGUCCACCGUGGUGCCUCCGGGUCGCGCCAAGCUCUCGGGCCCGCGUCCGAAGACGUGGAGUGCCGCUGCGGCCGCAAGUUUGUGAAAGAUGAAAGUGACCUUAUCAGCUUUGGAUACUUGUGAGAGUUCCUUCACACCUUUGGUCGUCCUAGAACUGGCUCAGGAUGUCAAAGAAGAAACCAAAGAAUGGCUGAAGAAUAGAAUUAUCUCUAAAAAGGAAGAUGGAGGUGCCCAGCUCCUGUUUAGACCACUAUUAAAUAAAUAUGAGAAAGAAACACUAGAAAAUCAGAACUUAUAUCUUGUUGGUGCCUCCAAGAUUACAUUGUUACUGGGUGCAGAAGCAAUAGGUUUGGUAAAAGAGUGUAAUGAUAACACUAUGAGAGCCUUCACAUAUGGAACCCGACAUAACUUCAAAGGUUUUGAUGAUGACAAUGAUGACUUCCUUACAAUGGCAGAAGGUCAAUUCAUUAUCAAACAUGAACUUGAAAAUCUUAGAGCCAGAGAUGAAAAGAUGAUCCCUGGUUACCCCCAGGCAAAGUUGUAUCCAGGAAAAUCAUUAUUGAGAAGAUUGCUUACCUCUGGCAUCGUGAUUCAGGUGUUCCCACUGCAUGAUAAUGAAGCCCUAAAGAAGCUGGAGGACAGCUGGUACACCCGGUUGGCUUUGAAGUAUCAGCCCUUAGACCGUAUUCGUGACUACUUUGGGGAAACAAUCGCUCUUUACUUUGGAUUUUUGGAAUAUUUCACUGUUGCCUUAAUCCCUAUGGCAGUCAUUGGGUUACCUUACUAUUUGUUUGUGUGGGAAGACUAUGACAAGUAUGUGAUCUUCGCCUCCUUCAACCUGAUCUGGUCCACAGUGAUCCUGGAAGUGUGGAAGCGUGGCUGUGCCAAUAUGACCUACAGGUGGGGGACACUUGUCAUGAAGAGACAGUUUGAGGAGCCCCGGCCAGGAUUCCAUGGGGUCCUGGGUAUCAAUCUUGUCACUGGUAGGGAGGAACCUCUCUACUCCAGCUACAAGAGGCAGUUGCGCAUUUACCUGGUCUCUCUGCCCUUUGUAUGCCUCUGUCUCUAUUUCUCCCUGUAUGUCAUGAUGAUUUACUUUGACAUGGAGGCCUGGGCCUUGAGUCUACAUGAGAGCAGUGGAUCCGAGUGGACCAGUGUCCUGUUGUAUGUGCCCAGCAUCAUCUAUGCCAUUGUGAUUGAGAUCAUGAACCGCCUCUAUCGAUACGCUGCCGAGUUUCUAACUUCAUGGGAGAACCACAGAUUGGAAUCUGCCUACCAGAAUCAUCUAAUUCUGAAAGUUUUAGUGUUCAACUUUCUGAAUUGCUUUGCCUCGCUUUUUUACAUUGCCUUUGUCUUGAGGGAUAUGAAGCUGUUGCGUCAGAGCUUGGCCACUCUCCUCAUUACCUCCCAGAUCCUUAACCAAAUUAUGGAAUCUUUUCUUCCUUACUGGCUCCAAAAGAAGCACCAUGUGCAGGUGAAGAGGAAGGUGCAGGCGUUAAAAGCGGACAUCGAUGCUACAUUAUAUGAACAAGUUGUCCUGGAGAAAGAAAUGGGAACCUACUUGGGCACCUUUGAUGAUUACUUGGAAUUAUUCCUUCAGUUUGGUUACGUGAGCCUUUUCUCCUGCGUUUACCCAUUAGCAGCUGCCUUUGCUGUGUUGAAUAACUUCACUGAAGUUAAUUCAGAUGCCUUAAAAAUGUGCAGAGUCCUCAAACGGCCAUUCUCAGAACCUUCAGCCAAUAUUGGUGUAUGGCAGUUGGCUUUUGAAACAAUGAGUGUCGUAUCUGUGGUCACCAACUGUGCUCUCAUUGGAAUGUCACCACAAGUGAACGCCCUCUUCCCAGAGUCAAAAUUGGACCUCAUUUUGAUUGUAGUAGCAGUGGAGCAUGCACUCCUGGCUUUAAAGUUUAUACUUGCAUUUGCCAUACCUGAUAAACCACAGCAUAUCCAGAUGAAACUGGCCAGAUUGGAGUUUGAGUCUUUGGAGGCACUCAAGCGGCAGCAAAUGAAGCUCAUGGCCCAGAACCUGAAGGAGGAAUCAAGGGAAGCCAAUAAGGAGGAGGAGGCCUGAGCGCCCGCCCGGGGCCGCCCUGAGCGAGGGCAGAGGGGCACCUGGAGCAACGCGGUGGCCCCUGAACCCAGACCCGGUGCUGCGCAGCCAGCACCCUGCCCCCCUCUGCGGUGUCCCAGUGAGGGCCGGCGGGGAGGACAGCCGAGACCCAGCCCCUGCCAGGCCCCCACCCCGCUGGCUCCUGCCUUCCUGUCCCUGCCCAGGCCCCCCCAGCACCCCCCCAUGCAGCAGCCCGACCGUGGGGGCUGGGCGGCGGGUCAGGCCGAGCGCCCCCGGCACCACCACCACCAGCGGGGCCGGUCUGUGGGGGUUCGGGCCCGGGGAAGGGGGGCGAGGCAGUGUUUCCAGCCCCCGGACAGCUCUAAACACCUCUUGCCUGGUUCUGUUCUGCAGUAUGUUAACAGACCCUUUCUCAACAAAAGCCGUAGUAACUGAGCGAUUAAAGGCAACACGUA